AUGAGCGCCGAACAGCGGCAAGCCACCGGCGCUAGCACGAAUACCAAACGACGAUUGACUGAGCUAGAAGAUGAUGGGAAGGCUACAGGGGAACCUAAGCGUCAACGAGUUUCGCGGGCUUGCGAUAGUUGCCGGUUGAAGAAGGACAAAUGCGACGGAUUACAGCCAGUGUGUUCGACUUGUGCAUCGCUCUGUCGACCCUGUACCUAUAAGGUCAACCCGAAGAAGCGAGGCCUGCCCACAGGCUACAUUCGAUCGCUGGAGUUGCUUUGGGGGCUGGUAUUUCAGAGGAUCCAAGGCAGCGAAGAUGUCAUGCGAGCUUUGAUGCGAUCAAUCAAUCUUCCGCAUCACUUGGCCACGAUGGGCAAAGAAACAGAGGGGUCUGAUGCGUUGCUGGCUUCCUUCAAAAACAGCACAGUACUCAAAGACAUUGAACGGAUUCUAGUAAUACUAGAGCAACCGGAGGAGGAAAGGGAACGAAACCUCCUUGCGUAUGGCGAGGGUGAUACACCUCUAGACGUGGAAAGGAUUCUUUCUUCUGCUGAAGCACAGGAGUGGCAAAUCCCCGAUGGCAUAGAAGCUCGCGAGACGCCGUUACCAAGAGUAUCCCCGACUCAAACAACAGUGGGCAUCUCUCCUAGGAGAGGUACCCGACCACACCCUACUACAGACUGCGGCAUUCAGACAACCACAUCAGAUGACCUUCCCUCGUCUGUCAAUUUUCCUUCGAAUCCCGACAAUCCUCAAUCGCUCUCCAUGAAACCGCCUCUACAACUACCCGGUAAUGCGUGGCCCCUUUUCGAUGUGUAUUUUUCCUACACGCAGUGCUGGUUCCCCAUACUCGAAAAGCAUGACGUACUUCGCACCGCAUUUCAAUAUAACGAAGGCGAUGUAGAUGUAUCUGCCCUUUCCUCCGGGUCCGGGGAGCACGCGGCCUUGUGGGCUGUCCUCACUCUCGCCUCGCUACAGUAUGCAUCUAUUUCAGCCUCCAGCCAAGUCGAAGAGCAGACUAGGGAUCAGAUAACCUCAUCAGAAAUGUAUGUUACUGCCCGGGAAUUGAUUCCGCCUGAGAGUGGCCCGCACCAAAUCGGACACGUGCAGGCACUACUGAUCCUGGCUCUGGUCAAAUUCGGACAACAAGAAUGGGCUGAUUCUUGGAUGCUAGUUGGUCAGGCAGUUCGGGUUGCGCAUAUACUAGGUCUCAAUCAACCCUCAUACUCAGCAUCGUCGAGAACCCCCGAUCAAGAAAAACAGCUUGGUCGAGCAAAACAUGUGUUUUUGGGUUGCUUUGUUCUGGAGACCCUAAUUGCGGAAUCAAUUUCACAAUUCCCAUCGCUUCGAAAGGCAGACCUAGCCAGUAUAGGCUCUAUCAAUGAGGAUGGUCUGGAGGAAUGGCAUCCUUGGGAAGAUCAAACUGGGCUACGGCCCGCCCAAUCCUCACGGGCGUCUAUGCAGCGAGGUCCCCUUCACGCGUUGAGCACUUUCAACCGCCUUGUCAGCCUUGUAUCCAUUUUGAAUGACCUAUGCUGUUGCAAGCACGACCCAACGAUAUCUCGAUCACACCUGGAGCAACUGGAGUUGCAAUUAGAGCGCUGGGUAACAGAAUUACCAAAGAGCUAUCGUGUCGAUCUACAAAGUCGUCCUUCGAGACUAGCUUCCCCACAUAUUUUUGGGUUAGAGAUGACAUAUGCAAGUAUUGUCGUCGUUCUCAGCUCUCAAAUUGCCAUUCGUGAAUAUGACCAAAACGUACCUGAACCGCCUCACAAAAUCCGUGCUACAGAAAGCUCGAAACGGCUUCUGCAUUUGCUUCAAGCCUACAUGGAGACAUAUAGCUUUUCAGCCACCGUACCAACCUUCGGUUUGAUGCUUCGAUUUGGCCUUCCUCAAUCCAUUUCCAAGGACCUCCCAUCAAAUUUUGAUAUGGGAUUACGAAACACCAUCCACAAUCUUUCCUCCCAGCUUUCUACGCUGUGGACUAUGCCAGACCGACAAACGCUGAGUCGAAAUGUGCCACAAAGAUCUCAAGUCUUGGGUAUCUCUUCUGCGGCGUCGCGGCACAUGAAUACCUCUACCAACCGAGACAUGACGAUCCCGUCAUCUCUCUCAAUAGGCACACCUCCACAUCUUCAUAUCACACAUGCGACACACCCGCCCCAAAAUAACACACAUGCUGAGGCUGCCCUUGAAACCUCACUCCUCUCCACGCCAUGGCUCAGAGCCACACAACACAUCGAAGAUGUAUCUCUUCUCCGCACACCCUCAUCCAUAAACUCUAUCGGGGGCGCCUCUGAAUUUCCUCCACGACAGGGCCACUUGGAUGGUUCUCUUAAUAAUGUGCUUACUCAUCCUACAUCAGCACCUAGCAAAUCCCAUAAUAGUAGUACUGGGAUGCUCACCGAGCUUUCGCCAUCAUACCAUCAAGCCACACAAUACCAUACAACAGCAUAUCACGAUCAAUCGCUCAGUAUGGGCGGCACGUUUGUCGACAUGGAUGGAUAUGCACGCUCGCGGAGCCAGCGGAUUGCUCCUGACCUCGAUGCGUUAUUUGAUGAGCUAGCGUCCUUAGAUGGCGCGGAAAAAGCCGACCACCAACCAGAGUUCAUGCAGAACCUAGGUUUUGUCUCCGAUGUGGGUAUUCCUGAGCUCUACUCAUUCUCCGGUCAGAUCGAGCCUUUCUUGCUGGCACAGACUCAGCAGCUACCCAAUAAUGACACUCCGUCUGAUAUGCGGCGAGAGUCACAGCCUGUUAGCAUGUCGGGAAACCCCAAGCGAUGA
Messenger RNA from Penicillium griseofulvum, 2775 nucleotides. Its product is annotated as putative C6 transcription factor QutA. Gene Ontology annotation, biological process: DNA-templated transcription; positive regulation of transcription by RNA polymerase II. The coding region runs from base 1 to 2775 and encodes 924 amino acids. Gene Ontology annotation, molecular function: DNA binding; DNA-binding transcription factor activity, RNA polymerase II-specific; zinc ion binding. The transcript has 2 exons. The record is from RefSeq and is a predicted model, not a curated record. Lineage: Eukaryota; Fungi; Ascomycota; Eurotiomycetes; Eurotiales; Aspergillaceae.